Messenger RNA from Histoplasma mississippiense, 588 nucleotides. RefSeq lists its product with no specific name. Lineage: Eukaryota; Fungi; Ascomycota; Eurotiomycetes; Onygenales; Ajellomycetaceae. Gene Ontology annotation, cellular component: membrane. The coding region runs from base 1 to 588 and encodes 195 amino acids. Gene Ontology annotation, molecular function: transmembrane transporter activity. The transcript is spliced from 4 exons. Gene Ontology annotation, biological process: transmembrane transport. The record is from RefSeq and is a predicted model, not a curated record.
AUGGCUUCCUUUAGUUAUGAUUGCGUGGGGACUGGUAAUGAAGCUGGUCUUUACCCGGAAGUAGCGUUCUACAUUACUAAAUGGUAUUGUCGACAUGAAACUCAACUCCGACAAGCUUUAUUCUUCAGCGCGGCUAGUGUAGCUGGUGCGUUCUCCGGUUUGCUCGCCUUCGCAAUUGCGAGAAUGGACGGUAUUGCCGGAUUGGACGGCUGGAGGUGGGUUUUCGUCCUAGAAGGCAUCCUCACAGUAGUCGUCGCUGUUCUGGCCUUCUUUUUCAUCCAAGACUAUCCGGUCACCGCUACAUUCUUAACAGAGAAGGAAAACGCUUGGGUUAUCCACAGGUUGAGAUCUCAGUAUUCCGAUACCGCCGUAAAAACGGAAAAAUUCCAAUGGAAAUACGUCAAAUUUGCAUUGUUGGAUUGGAAAAUUUACCUAUCCCUAAUCACCUGGUACGGGAUUGUAUGCCCACUCUACGGCAUUUCCUUCUUCUUACCGACAAUCAUUAAAGACCUGGGUUAUACUUCUUCGACGUCUCAGCUUUUGACGGUAAACUCCUUUGUUAUCGAAAUGCCUUAUCGUCUUCAAUGA